CUCACACCCUUAAAAUAUCCACCACCACCAUCACCACCAUCCGCCCCCCAUCUCCGACCCUAUCCCUCUGAUUAAAUCAUUCCCCCAGAUCCCAGUUCAUCACCAAUGGACAACACCCAGCAAGCUCCAUCCUCCUCUUUCCCACCCCAGCUCCCGACUGCUGCACCCGCCCCACCUCCCGCCUUCCACCACCUUCUCCAGCAGCAACAGCAGCAGCUUCAGAUGUUCUGGUCCUACCAGCGCCAGGAAAUUGAGCAGGUCAACGACUUCAAGAACCACCAGCUCCCCCUCGCUCGCAUCAAGAAGAUCAUGAAGGCCGAUGAAGACGUCCGCAUGAUAUCGGCUGAGGCCCCAAUUCUCUUCGCCAAGGCCUGCGAGCUCUUCAUUCUCGAGCUCACCAUCCGCUCCUGGCUCCACGCUGAGGAGAACAAGCGCCGGACCCUUCAGAAGAAUGACAUCGCUGCCGCGAUUACCCGGACCGACAUUUUCGAUUUCUUGGUUGAUAUCGUGCCUAGGGACGAGAUCAGGGAUGAGACUGGGCUUGGGGCUAUGGUGGGAGCCACGGCUAGUGGGGUACCUUAUUACUAUCCCCCGAUGGGACAGCCUGCUGCUGCGACUGCGGCUCCUGGGAUGAUGAUUGGCAGGCCGGCCGCGGAUCCCACUGCUGGAGUUUACGUGCAGCCGCCGUCUCAAGCGUGGCAGAGCGUAUGGCAGGCAGCGGCUGGGGCAGAGGACGGAUCUUUUGGGAGCGGAGGGAGCACUGGACAGGGGAAUCUUGAUGGACAAGGCUAAGCUGCUGAUUUUUUGAAUGCUACAGUGCUCAGUGGAGCUGUGAACUCGUGGAGCUCAGCUACUGUUACUCAGAAUUUUGGUUGCUUAUGAUUUGUGAAUGCACUUGUCUGCACUUAUGGAAACUGCAUUUUUACUGUAAUGACUUCUAUAGAAACUCUUCAAAAUCUUAACUUCUCCUGGUGCAGUGCAACAAUUGCUGCAAUGACUUGCCUAAUUAUCUAUAUAAUGUGCAGUUCUAAUUUAAGAAUGCUUUUGUUAUUGAUCUGAUUCCAUUGAAUGCAUAUCUUUAAAUCUGUCCAUCUUUUCACAUAUGAUCAUAAGAUUAUAACCCCCCUCCCAACGGCUUGUUAAUUAUGUGGGCGUUCAUGAUCAUUGCAAUGAAGCUUUAUAGAUUAAGUUGGGCAGGGCAAGUUUGUUUAGGAUGAUCACUGAAAGUUUCCAUUAUAUGAUUAGUCAAUGCCUGUUACAGGUAAUUGAAUCAAUCACAUUCUGCAUGACAAAGUAAAUGCUGGAUAUGUUGGUGUUCUUGGUGAUUGCCUUGUGGCUAUUGAGCUUGAAUUUGCCGCCUCACACUGCAGUGGAGUUCCAACCAUUUGCGGGAAUACUGUCACUUCAUUAAGGUAUUGACAUUUUUACAUAUCUGUUAUUGUUGUACUUGGACAAUGAAUUUCCUUCAAUUCUUGUUUGCUCUGAAUACCUCAUCUCUGGAACUCCGUGGGGCCUGGAGCAAAGAAGGUGAAAGGAAAUUUGGUCCCUCGUAGAUCAAUUGCUCUGUUGAUCAAUGCAGCAGCAGAGUAUGUUCUACCUUGAAUUUACCAAUGGUAGGCAAAGCAAUAUCUUUACAUUGUUAUUCCUAGAAUCCAAGAAUUUCGAGUGAUAUUUGGUCUAUUAUUAAAUCCUAGCAAUCUAA
Molecule: messenger RNA, 1702 nt
Organism: Rubroshorea leprosula
Lineage: Eukaryota; Viridiplantae; Streptophyta; Magnoliopsida; Malvales; Dipterocarpaceae
Source: the annotation of a GenBank genome assembly